Astrephomene gubernaculifera is the source of this 6860-nucleotide messenger RNA. NCBI's taxonomy places the organism in Eukaryota, Viridiplantae, Chlorophyta, Chlorophyceae, Chlamydomonadales, Astrephomenaceae. The record is from the annotation of a GenBank genome assembly.
AAUUACAGUGCUGUAAUGGGCUGCUGGUACCUGAGUAUUCGAGUUCCUAGACAACAUUGAACCAUUCAUUGUCCUUUCCUGGCGGGCGUCUAGUUCCUUUGGCACUCUACUGUAACCAUAAUAUAAACCUAUACACACGGAGGAUACUGGCAUGGUUAGGACGGACAGACAUCAGCGUGCAAGUCUGGUGCAGGAUGUCCGUGAGCUUGCGGCAUACGAAACAGGAAAAGCACGCCCUUGUGCUACUAGCAACCCAGAGCAGGACUUCGUAAGCACAUGCUCCAGCAGACCUCUUUGUGUGACACGGUCGUCGCUGCCGGCCUCAUCGCUACCGGUGGACCACUGGACAAGGAGAUCGACGUCUAACGAGAGCAAAGCGGAGACAAUAGCUCCACAGGCCAAGCUUGAUGCCGCCCAAACGUCAAGUCAGGGGAAGGUUAUCACCGCUGUGGCCAGGGUUCAGAUAGCAGACGCCGCCCACGCCACUCUUGGCGCUCGGCCCCGGCGGCUGAAUCGUCUGUACCUUCAGCCCCGAGGUCAAUGCCCCCCAGCAGCAGCAGCUUCAUGUGCCAGCAGCAACAUCCCUAGCAGACCUGACAAAGGGUAUACUAACAGUGCUGCAGCCGCUGCUGAUGGGCACUCGGCCAGCAGCAAUGCAUUGGAGAGCGCUAACGUCAACUCUGUCCUGGACCACUGCCACAACAGAAGUGGCCUCCACAGCAGCAGCAGUGCACCGCUCUGCAGGCGGCUGAUGCCGGUCAACCUUCACAUCUCUAACCUCCACAGGCUCCGCAGCACCACCACUGUUAACAACACGACCACCACUGCCACCAGCAGCAGCUGCUACUGCUACAGUGGCAGCUGCUCCCACAGCAGUGGUGAUGGCUGCGCAAAUAAUGACUGUGCAUCUAGCAGUCCGGGAAUCACAACUAGUGCCCUCGCGACCGUAACGGAUACCAACAAUAAAGCACGCUCCUGCAGUGGCUACCCGCUUGCCACAGACACUGCUCCAGGCAUGUACAGUGAGGGAGCCACCAGCACCAUGGAAGCAAUAGCCUUACCUCUUGGCACCCCUGCGAUGGAUGCUGCUGGUUGUGGGGAGGUCCCCUACAGUGGUGGAUGCAAGGACCGAUACUGCCUCUGCACCUCCAGUAGCGGUGCAGGUAAUGAUGGCAGUGAGUGUUCUGUGUCAAUAGCAGCGGAGGAGGAACCUCAGGUGCUGCUAGCACCCGAAAUGCAUUCAGGUCUGUCAGCGGGACUUCGCCCCCUGAACCCCCUGGUCUGUGAACCAGGGGAGAGUCAGUGGCUAGCUGGCGAUGCAGCAGAUGGUGGCUGUAAAGGCAGCCUGGAGCUUAGCUGUGGACAUCAGUGUCCUGAGGCCAGCAGCAGCGGAAGCAGCAAAGAGGGCAAUGCAAGUGGUGAUAGUGUGACAUGUGGUGCGGGUGCUGCGGAUACUGCAGGCCCCUCCCCUGUGCUGCCCUUAAUGCAGCCUGAUGCACAGGCUCAGCUGGACAUGGCAGCACCACAAGGUGUGAUGCAACGACCACCAUCAGCUUCAGCGUCGUCUUGCCGUGUAAGCAUGAAGCUGCACUCGAGCCAUGUGGAGGACAUCAGGCCGGGGACAUUACUGUCACUGACACGGCUAUUGGUGCCGUACAACUGGGUGCUGACUGGAUUUGCCGUACGGUCCGGCUGCAUUGAGCUUGUGCUGGACUACACCCACAUUGAUGGCUUGGAGAAAGAUGAAGACAUGGGCCCUGCUGGUGCUGCAGCACCAGCGGUAGGGACCAUGGCAACAUCAUCAAUCCCGCCAGCAGUGGACAAUUCCAACCUCGCCAAUGAUGCCAUAGAAGGCAGCAGCAGUUGCAUGGCAGCAGCAGCCAGGCCUCCCAAUCAGGCACUUGUGCAGUUGCUGUCGUACCUUGAGCAUGAGGGCCUGGUCAACCCCGCACUGGAGCCACGAGUAGCUGCACAGGUGGACCACCAGGUGCAGGUCCUGGAGUGGCAGCAGGACCAGGAACCACAGCUGCAAGAGCAGCACGGUGUGCACCUGCAGCAGACGGGUGCCUGGCAGUGCCGCAAUUCGGCUGGACUUCUGCAUGAACAGGAUGGCUCCUCUGACAUAGGGCCUUCGGCAGCAGCAGCAGCAGCUGUGACCGGCCUGGCGCCGGUGGUUGAGCCAGUUUGCAUUGUACUGGGGCCACACGGCACUACAGUCAGCACAUGUGGGGGCUCCUGCUGGAGCAGCUCCCCAACUUGCAGCACUAGCAUUCAGGAGCAAGAAGUGCUUCUAUGUGCUGGUGUGACGUGCGCUGGUGCCGCAGGCUGCUCGGUCCGCUGCAUGGGACGCUUCCUCCCUGUCACAGAGCGCCAGCGCUUGCCUGCUAAGCAGCUGCUUCAGUGUGGUGACAGCAGUGGCGGCCUGAAUGGUGCUGCUGAGGCUGCGGCAGUUGCCGCAGCCACUGCUGUUGGUGUGAACGGAGAGGUGUUUGUCCUGGGCAUUCCUAGUGAGCAGCUGCCGCGCCUGAGCGCUGUUCUACAGGUGGAGGUACAGUGGCGUGCACCCGUUGAUACAACCCCAGGCAUGCCGUACACUACGGGCAUCACCACGGAUCCUACCACUUCCACAACAAGCGAGGAGCAGCAGAGCUUUGAAGGGCUGCAGCCCGCUGCUGAUGUGGGAGGGCAGUACUUGUCAGCAGCUGCUCCUGUGCUGCUGCUCCGUGCCUGCAGCUCCUGUGCAGCAGCCCCGAAAGCAAGCAGCACUGGUGGUGGCAAUGAUUGCGCUGAUAACAGCUGUGGCAAUGGAGGAGUGUUUGUAGGACUGGGUGCAGCAGUAUCCACUGGAUGCCUCCACUGUGGCGGUGUCUGGACGCACCACAACCUUCAGGGAGUUGCACGGGAGCUGGCAGGCCUUCAGGCAAGCAUCGCGGCUAACAUGGUGACGGCAGCAGGAGUAUCCACAGUGGAUGGUUCCCCGGCUGUGGGAGAGUUCCACCAGGCAGGCCCCACAACAACUGCUGAGGCCACCGCUGCUGCUUGUGAUGCUGCAAUGGAGUUCCUCUUCGACUUGGGGUCCCUAGUUGACACCUAUCCUUGCAUCAUGGGCGUGGAAUUGGAUGCCCAUGGCAGCAAGGAGCUGACGGAAGGGCACGUCGGCAGCCCCAGCGGUGUCACAUCUCAGCAUGGCCCUCCGGCCUGCCAAUCCUUCACUGGGGAAGUUCGUGCUGUGCUGUUGGAGCAGCUGGGCCUGGUAAACAGUGAUGCAAACAGCAGCAAGGGAUGCCAAACCAGUAGCGACUACCUCAGCAAUGCUGGGGUCCGUGAAGCCGCCUCCUCAGCAGAUAAACUGAACUUUUCAAGCAGCACGGCAAUGGCCUUCAGGCGGCAUUUAGCUGACACCGCUGUCACGCUGCUUGCCGGUUGUGGUGGGCUGUCCUUGCCAUUCACAGCCCGGCUUGUAAUGCACAUGGUGUCGGCAGCCCCUUCACGGCUGCAGUUAGGCGAGGUAUCAGUACUGGUCCAAGCUGCUGCAGAGGGUGAUCCACUCCUGGAGGCUCGCUUGACACACAUGCUGCAGCAGCAGCACCAGCACCAGCCAGCAUUGCACGCUCUCCCUCCUGUGCAAGGACAAGCAUCCCAGUCGCCACAUGAAGGAGGAGCCAUGCCGCCAUUCCAAUCAUCACGGGUGCUGCUACAGGGGCACACGCCCCAGCAGCUGCAUCCGGAGGAAUAUGAAAGCAGUGGCUGCGCGGCAGUUACGUCUGCCAGCGGCAAAGAGUGUGUGGGGGGCUGUGCUGGCAGCUGGCUGACCACAGGCGCUGUCGAUCCCUCACCAGUGGCUGGUGGAGUAGCAACCCACAAGGUGCAGCAGGCCUCCUCGGUAGCCACCAGGAGGACUUCCACCCAUGCCGUGUGCGGAGGAGGUACUGUCUACAGGCGGGAGUUGCUGCGGGAGCUGUGUGGUCAGGUGGUCAUUUGCUUUACGGGCUAUGCCUCGCCCGCAAUGGAGCGAGCAUUUUGGGUGGACACGGCGGCCCGGAUGCAGGCCACGUACCGGCUAUAUGCACUGAUGACAUUGGCCUUCGUGUCCCUGUCCGCUCUUCGGUCUUACCUGGAGGAUGGAACAGCGGCAGCCUUGUUCAUGGUGUUGUACCAGGGCGGCCAAGCAGCACUGCUAGCAAUGUUUGGGUUGUGGGGUGACGGCCGCCCCAGUCGCCUGUUUGCAGCGGUGGUGAGCGCCUGGUUGCUGCGGGUGGCCUGUCACCUGGCGCUGGUGCGGGGCCUGGCGCCGCUGCCCUCCUUCGUGCUUCCCGUGUGCCGGGCCUGGGUGGACGUGUUCAACGAGGGAGGUGCCAAGUCGGUGUUUGAGCAGCUGCCCACGUGGUUGUUCGUGCUGCUGAUGGGUCUGGAGCUGCCCACCGGCUACAUCUUUUAUGAGUUCCUCGAUGGGCGAGCCCAGGGGCAGAGCGGGCUGCUCACACGCAACGUGCCGGCGCGUCUGGCGGUGUUCGCCAGCCUCAAGGUGGGUGUCACCCUGGGCAUGCAGGCGGUGCGGAGGCGGCGCUUCCAGGCUCGGCUUGCCGCGAGCAAGGCGGAGUAGAGGAGCGGCUGCGGCUGCUGCCGCUGCUGCGGCUCCUGGCAGAUUUGCGGAUGAUGAGCUCGUCAAUGAUGGCUUUUGUCGUGGCGUCAAGGCGGUGAGGCAGGAGGUGUUGUCUCCGGCAGGUGUGGAUCGGUCCGGGGUGUGGGUGUGGGGUAGAGGGGCAGCUAAUGGGUGAGUGAUGAUGCCAGGGGAUGGAUUAUGGUAGGCAAGGAGGUGAGGACGUUGUGUGCUGCCAGACACGUGGUUUGGCGCGGUAGGAGCCGAGAGUGUCAUUGUACUGCGCAUGUUGGGUUAAGGUGAAAAGAGGCACUGAAAGAACGAGCGGUUAUGUGAUGAAUUGUGUUGGUCCCUGGGUUUUAUUGAUACAUUCGCCCUUUUCCGGUGAGGCUUGUCGCAUGCACAAAGUAAUGGCUGUGAAUACGUGAGCCUUGUUGGGGAUUAGGUAAACUGGGCCGCGAGGAACCACUGACCUUGUUGGGGGGUGUGCAGCACAACGGUGCAGAGGUUUUCCUCAAGAGUUGCGGCUGUUUGCAAAGGGAGCGCACAUUACAUGGAUUGGUAAGGACAGGACUAAGCCGCAAGGCAGCAUGCAUUGACCGAAUCUUGACGGCUGUGUCCGGCUGGAUUUAUCAAGUCUGCGUCCAAGUAGCAUGAUGGCCUUAUGAUGCCGAGCGAGGUGCAUGCGUUUUCGAAGUCGAAGGAUUAGACGGGUGUAGUUAAUUUUGUCAAUGCCACGUGGGCAAUGCAAAGAAGGAGGCGUGCACAGCACUAAGGUCGCACGGUACUUGCUGUGGCUUGUGUCAAGGCGGGGUUGUGCAGGGGUGAGCGAGGGCGCAGGGUGGUAUGCAAGGAUUGACGGGAAUUAUGAGAUUGUGGUUAUGUUGUGAAGGGUCAGUACCGGUACCCUAAGCUAUCCUGAAGAACCAAAGUGCACUAGCGGCUCGCGUGUUUCUUUAAGCUACCGAGAGCAAAGUAAAUAUGGUCCUGUCAACGAGCUUCAUUUGAGCGGGCGCGUUUUAAUGUUGGCUAGAGAAGAGUAGUUCUAAUGACGCAGUUCUAAUGACACCGUACGCUGUGCCUCGAAUGGAGUCCUGCUAAGAGCUCCAAAUGGGCUACCAUGUUGGUCCAUGCUGGUUAUACCGGUAGCAAGUGACUUGGUCUGCGCAUAUGGAGCCAGGGUCAUAUGGUCGGAUAUGGAUCCAGGGUCAUAUGGAGCCAGUAUUGUGUGUGGUUUGCGGUUCCUGGUUGGGGUAGGGACCACACGAAAGGCGGACCCAAGGUGUUUUCUGGCCGGCAGAAACUGACGACUGCGGCUAUGUGGUCUGUCUGCUAGGCCCACCGUUGCCUUCCUACAAGGCCGGAUAUACUGUAUAAGUCAUUACAUGUAGAGAUGCGGAAUUUAGUACUAAAAUCGUUAUGAAAGCAGGACGUGGGAAUGCCGCGUGGAGUUGGCACAUGGAUUUUCAUGGUUGUAUGAAGUUAACGGCGGGGGUAAGCGGGGAGAGGCUAUUUGUCACCUCGUCCACCUGGCUUUCUUUAGCCCGUUAGGAGGAAUAGUUAGGUGUCUCGUUGUCUGGUACACCUGUUCGCUGCACCGCAGGUGUCCCCUGCUAUGUUGUUCAUUAGCCCGUUAGGAGGAAUAGCGUCAUUGUACGGCAGAGCUCAUAAGCAUUUGACGCGGCCCGAGCGCCUGGCAAUGAAAAUGCGGGUGCAUUAGGUACGGAACGUGAUCACCUGUGGUAAGCACAAAAUCGCUGCACCGAAGGACGCUGGAAGACGGAGGGACCACGCUAGCUCGCGUUAGUGUACGUCAGAGCUCGUAAACUUUUAACACGGCCAAGGCGCCUGGCAUGGAAUGUGCGGGUGCAAUAGGCACGGAAGCUGAUCAUCGAUGUUCAGGGCGAAACCGCAGCGCGGAAGGAUGCAGGAAGACGGAGAGACCGUACUAACUGCAGAUUGGACGGAGGAAUACGGAGGGACCGCAAUUGUGGGAGACGCCGCUGUGUUGUGAACGGGCCGCAGCGGCAAAAAACACAUGAAGAAAACGGCGGUGAAGAACAUAAUCUAAUUGUGCGUAGGAAAAUAGGCGACGCCACAAGUGCAAAGCGGUUAUACAACCAACUGUAGCCUCAGGCCCCUGACCUCUUUCCCAACAUCUGCUUACCAGAUCCCUAAACGGUACCUGUUCAUUUCUUAGCAAUCCAUACUGGGCUAAAGCAAGAGAAGGCAGUGCUAGGUGUGCGGCACAUAGUAACGG